AUGGCGGCUCCGAAGCAUGAUCCUCUUGAGAUCUUAGACAAGAUGUUCAACGAAGUUCUGGUACAAACUGGAAAGCAUCUCAAAGCAAAUGCCAAGGAUGGCCCAAGGAACGUCAGUGCAAGCAACGCGAUACGCGCAAAGACGUCAGAUUCAAUGACGGCGUAUCACUAUGCUUUGGACGACCUUGAAAGCGAAAUUAUUAGGGCCAAGGCCGUUAUUCUGCGGGAUCUAGAGAAGCUACAUGCAGCCCGAGCUCCUGUUCCUGCUCCCGCGCCUGCUCCAGCUCCAGCUCCGCAGCCUGUGGCACCACCGGCACCAAUGAUGGAAUUGCCGUCCUCAGCGGCACAUACCAUAAGCGCCCCAGCCUUUGCUCCUAAGCAACAGCACAAACCGACAGCUCCAUUCCCCGACAUGGGUAUGGGCAUGAGCAUGUCUACUGACGUAGUUGAUCUGACGUCUAGCGACAAGAAGCCGUCGCCACGGGUCUCAGCCAGUGCUAUUAGGCCGCCAGUUAGAGCCACUCCGCCGAUAAAGAAUGAAGUGAAGCCCUCUCCAAAGCAGCUACAUAAGCCUUCGCCCAAGCUAGCUCAACCUAUUAAGGUAACUCCAGUGCCUCCGCCGCAGAUCCCCCGGCUGCAACCUCCUCAACCAUCUGCCAUGGGACCAGCGGCUACAACCCAAUCGCAGCCAACAGCACCGAGUGCCCAACCCAAUAGACAAGUCCAUACUACACCAGCAGCACAAGCCGCCCAGGACGCGACUCUGAACGCUACGCUGGUGCCUGCUAACGCCGUAGGUGGCGAUACUAAUGCGGCAGGGGGUAGCAAUGCGCUGGGUUUCACGGACAUGCAAUUCUCCCUUGCGCCAUCGAACACCGAAGCAUCGGGGGCACCUCCGGCUCCAAUGCCUGAAUUUGAUCUAACGACGUUUGCUCCGCAGGAAGGGGGUAACGACAUACCACUAAAUACCUCUAAGCUUGGUAAUACUACUGCAGGGGCCGCUGCAGGGACCAGUCAGAACAACACGGUACCCCCACAGCAGCCAAAGGAAGAAGACAAGACUGAUACAAACCUUGAUGACUUGUUCAACCUAGACAACACUAACGGCGGAACGGACAACAUGUUUGACUUGGGAGGUGGAGGUGUCAAUGAUAGUACCUUUGACGAUAUGAUGUACUUUGACAACAACAACGACGCGGAUCUAGCACAGUUCGACGAAGAAUACUUCAACUUCCAGUAA
Daldinia childiae is the source of this 1239-nucleotide messenger RNA. RefSeq lists its product as uncharacterized. The record is from RefSeq and is a predicted model, not a curated record. Lineage: Eukaryota; Fungi; Ascomycota; Sordariomycetes; Xylariales; Hypoxylaceae. The transcript has 3 exons. Bases 1 to 1239 code for a protein of 412 amino acids.